This is a messenger RNA of Cyclopterus lumpus (lumpfish), 4319 nucleotides long. It is a transcript of the gene golga1, whose product is annotated as golgin A1. The transcript is spliced from 24 exons. The record is from RefSeq and is a predicted model, not a curated record. Lineage: Eukaryota; Metazoa; Chordata; Actinopteri; Perciformes; Cyclopteridae. Gene Ontology annotation, cellular component: Golgi apparatus. The coding region runs from base 351 to 2813 and encodes 820 amino acids.
GGCGCAGCCGUGACGUCUCCAGUCAUCUGUGUUGGUGAUUACGUGUAUCUCACCUGCUAGCAGCAGCAGCAGCUAGCUGGUCAGACGAGACGGGGACGUCAUGAGCGGGGUUAUACCGACUGACACGACGGCAGCUGUCCGUUGAGUGGAGGCAGACCGAAGGCGACCGAAGUCACGGACUGAUACUUUACGGAGCUAAUAUGCAGUAGCAGGAUGGAGUUACCAGUACAAGUUUGUCUUGAGUGGUUCUGCAUGAGGACGCAGCUCUGUUUCGAACCUCACAACAAGGAGCGGGAAGCCACUACACAAACUUCCAAUUGCACUCGGAAAGACACACUUUAAAGACAGACAUGUUUGCCAAGUUGAAGAAGAAGCUCGCAGAGGAGGCGGCCACAGCACCUCGGAGUGGUGUUCGUAUACCGCGCACCAUCAGCAAGGAAUCCAUCACCUCAGUGGGGGCAGACUCGGGAGAUGACUUUGCAUCUGAUGGCAGCAGCUCCAGGGACGACCUGCCCACCCAGCUUCUCAGAAGGAAUGAUCAGAUCCGGAAGCUGGAGGCCAAGCUCUCAGACUAUGCUGAGCAGCUGCGAAUUAUGCAGACGACCAAGGAGAAGCUUGAAAUUGCAUUAGAAAAGCAUCAGGAUUCGUCUAUAAAGAAACUUCAAGACCAGAACGAGUCUCACCAGGCCAGCAGAGCCAAAAUGGCAGACGGGAUGGCUUUAGCACUGGAAAAGAAGGACCAGGAAUGGAUGGAGAAGGUGACAGACGUGGAAAAGGAGAAGGCGUCCCUGUCAGCCAGGGUAGAGGACAUGAUGGCGCAAAGCUUAGCACUCUUCCAGAAAAGGGAUGACCUGGAUGAACUGGAGGGCUUUCAGCAGCAGGAGAUGGCUAAAGUUAAACAUAUGCUGCUGAAGGAGGAGGAGCAGCUGAGCCAGCGGGACCUGGAGCUCCAGCAAAAGGAGGCUGAAAUUCAGUCGGCGAAGCAAGGGCUGUUGGAGGCUCAAGGGAAACUCCAAACUCUGGAACAGCAGCAUGAGGAGAGCUGCAGUCUCAACUCUGAGCUUGAGAUAGAGCGAGAGGAACUGCUGCUGCUCAGAGAGGAGGCCGAGCAGAAGAUCAAUGAGCUGCAGUCGGUCGUCCAGCAGGUCUCUGAAGACUUCCAGAAGUCACAGAGUAUGGUGUUGACUUUAGAGAAGUCCCUCAAGGAAUUACGGACUGAGCACGACGCCCUGAAGUUGCAGCAACAAAAGGCUGCUGUAACAGAGGUGGACAAGGAGCGCUCGUUAUUGGACCUUCAGAAGAAAGUGGCGUCUCUGGAGAGACGGCUCCAGGGGAACCUGAGCCAGGACGAGCAUCUACAGGAGCUUCUCCAGGAGAAGUCCAGCCUGGAGAAGAGUCUGGAAGAGACCAGAGCAGAGCUGCUGGAGGUUCGGACAAACCAUGCUGAUACUGUCAGCUCUCUGGAGACUCAGGUAUCCAGAAUGAGCUGCAGCAUCACUGAGCUGCAGACACUUCUCCGACACAAAGACGACUCCUCCAGAGCCUACAAAGAGAGAACAGACACACAAAUAGCUCAUUUGGAGCAGAACGUCGUCGAGAGUGGUGAGAGACUGAAGAGUGCAGAGCAUCAGCUCACAGAGAAGCUGCAGCAUGUGGAUAAACUGCAAGCAGAGUGGAGUGCAGAGAAGGCCUUUCUGGAUCAGCAGGUGUGUUUGUUAGAGCAGCAGAGUCAGGAGAAGGCCCGCCGCAUGGAGGAAAGCAUCACCUCUUUACAGACGGAAAGACAGAGGCUGCAUGGCAGACUGGGUGAUCUGGAUAAGCAGAGGGACGAGGUAACCUCCACUCUCAGCCAGAGGACUGAAGAGCUGGAACAGAGCAGGGUGGAGCUAAAGAGUCGGCAGACAGUCAGCACGGAAAUUGCCAAAGCUCUAGAAGACAGCAGACGACAGAAGGAGGAGCUUCAAACACGGGUGGGAGAGCUGACCUCAUCGCUACAGACCUCACAGCAGGAACUGUCCACGGUCACUGAGAAGCUAGCACUGACGGGGGAAGACGUCAAAACACUUCAGAAUGAUGUGCAGUGUCGGCAGGCAUCACUGGUCCAGCUGCAGGAGAAGGGAGAGCAGAUGGAGCUGGACAAAGAGUCCCAGCUGAGCCGCCUGAGGGAGGAACUGCUCAGCCAGACACAGCAGCUCGAUAGCUGCCAGGCGCGGAUCUCGUACCUGGAGGUUGAGGUGGAAACCUUGACGGAACAGCUCCACACGCCUGAAGUGUGUGAGGAGGAUCAGAACGGCAGUGUGACGGUGGAUGAUCUGGAUCACAUUCAGAAGGUCAACAGAGAGCUUGAGCAGCAGCUCUCCGACAAGAACAGGAUCAUCAAGCAGCUGCAGCAGAGACUGGCGGAACUGAAGAGGACGCUGCAGAAGGAACUGAAGCUAAAGCCUGAGUCGGAAGCUGAAGGGAAGGAGAAGUUCCCAGAAAACCGAGAGAGGGUUUUUCCAGACCCACUGCCAGCUUCUACCAUGGGCCCCCCGACCUCCAACACCCUGGUGACCAACACCUCGGACCUCAACGACUCACGAGAAAUCAAUUUUGAGUAUCUCAAACACGUUGUUCUCAAAUUUAUGUCAUCCAGAGAGGCUGAGGCAUUCCAACUAAUACGAGCUGUAUCUGUGCUGCUAAACUUCACUCGGGAAGAAGAGGACAUGUUGAAACAAACUCUGGAGUACAAGAUGUCCUGGUUUGGAUCCAAGCCUUCUCCAAAGGGUACCAUCCGCCCCUCAGUCUCAGGCACCUCGCCUCAGUGGAGCUGAUGAGCAGCAGGAAGAGCUGAAAUGUUGGAGAUAUGGGAACCAAAGGAUCUCUCUAGAUGUCCACGUUGAGCAGCCUGCUCUGUGUGGUGGACUGUCGUGUUCUGCUCUGUGGGGACAGAGAAGGGCCUUUUAACUGACAUUAUUUCUUUCUCUGUGGUUAAGGCAGACGUUUGGCCAUAUGUUAUAGAGGGUAAACUUGCACACAUUCACACUGGAAUUUUGAGAGUCCAAUUUUUCUUCCCUGACAUAUGUCAAAAACAUGUUUUCAAUUCUGCGAAAACAGCAAAAAGUGAGUUAGCAUGUCAGAAAAUGAGACCUAGCAUAUGAACGAAAUAACGGCUCAUUUGUCCCGUCUGUUUUAAACAAACAACAAUCUGACUUGAAAUGUCUUCUUUGGACAAAUGGUGCAGCAUUGAUUGCUGAAGGACCUUUUAGCGUGUUACCUGGCUAAUCUUUAUAUUUAAAUCAGAGGGCUUCUCAAUGAAAGGGGCUGGUACAGGGUGCCACAGCUGGUUUGGUGUCGGUAGCAGUGAGACUUUAAUAGAACCUUCAAAUGGUUCACAUUUGUGCCGGAAGGAUCUAAAUUGGUCUCCAUAGGCUUGAAGCCUGUGCAGACCUUGGUGAUGGCGUUGGAGGGAAUGUGUGAUGACUAUGUUCUGAUGGCCAAGGAAUGCAGUUGGUAUAGGAUCAUUUUACAAAGCUCCGAGCACAAUCGAGGAAAUCCAUUCCCGGUUGGAUUUUACGUCCAACGGUACGAAUUCAAAAAUGUUCUUUUUGGGAUUGAUGAUAAGUCGUGAUUUAAUUGUGUUGAAUUUUAAAUCUUCAAAUGUAAGUUGGGGGUGGAGGUUUUAACAAAACCUCCUUUGGUUUUAUUUCUCUUCCAAAUGACAUUUUCUUCAAAUUUCUUCACACUCUGGUUCCACUUUUCAAAGCGACCUCUGGCGUCCAUCACUCAGGACGCUUUAACUGUCAAGUCUGGACGCUCAGAGAUUGGAUCUUGCUCUCAUCGGGAUCCGAUCAACCGGACCACGUGCCGAGGUGGCCUGGCUCACAUUGAGUUCAGAUCUCAGUGAGGUGUGGACAUCAUGUGGACACAAUCCAGACCACAAAGGGAAGGCCUGCUGUCAAAGUCCUGUUCCAGGAUUUGGCUGCUUCAAAAUAAAUGAUUUUAAUGAACAGAAUAUCUGGGGACUUCUAGAGUGAAGAAAUUAUUGGAAAAUGUAUUUUAUCAGCAAAGCGUUGUUAGCGGCUAUCCUGCAAUAAAAACCAGUCCACUAAUACUGUACGUAGGAAGAGUAAGCAGCACAAAUAAUGUGGGACUUUUAUUGUGAAGAAUUUAUAGGAAAUGCAUUGUAUUUAUCCAUGUUUUACAGCCACUCCUUUGACCAUGAAAGGUAUCAGGCCAGGCAGGUUGCAUUGAGGUGUAUUAAACAGACUGAGAUGGUCUGGUACAGAUUGUUUAGGCUCAUACAAGUAUUGCAGAAUAAUAAAUACAGAGUAAAAAUA